Molecule: messenger RNA, 940 nt
Organism: Zea mays
Lineage: Eukaryota; Viridiplantae; Streptophyta; Magnoliopsida; Poales; Poaceae
Product: histidine-containing phosphotransfer protein 2
Exons: 6
Coding region: 275-712 (145 amino acids)
Biological process (GO): cytokinin-activated signaling pathway; phosphorylation; phosphorelay signal transduction system
Cellular component (GO): nucleus; cytoplasm
Molecular function (GO): histidine phosphotransfer kinase activity; protein histidine kinase binding
Source: RefSeq, marked validated
CGCUGCAGCAGGAAGCCAAAGAGGAGAGAAUCCAUCGAGUCGACCACCGAGCACGGUUAGGGCGGCGGGGCUCGCCGUGGCCACAGCUCAGGAAUCCAAUCCCCCACUCCUCACCGGCGCCCGCGGUUUUAUAAAUAGAUUCCCUCGUCACUGUCGCGGUCGCGGCUUGAUCGGAUUCAACUCACCUACCCCACCCCCUCGAUUCCUUCCCAGCUCUGGCUACUUCCUACGCCACCACCGCCCGCUCCGGCCUCGGCUCCUCGAGCAAGCUGCCAUGGCUGCCGCCGCGCUGAGGGAGCAACUCAACGCUCUCCUCUCCUCCAUGUUCGCCUCGGGUCUGGUGGACGAGCAGUUCCAGCAGCUGCAGAUGCUGCAGGAAGACGGGGGCACGCCGGGCUUCGUCGCCGAGGUCGUCACCCUCUUCUGCGACGACGCCGACAGGAUCAUCUCCGAGCUCGCCGCUCUGCUUGACCAGCCCAUCGUGGACUUUGAUAAGGUGGACGCCUACGUGCAUCAGCUCAAAGGGAGCAGCGCCAGUGUUGGCGCUCAGAAAGUGAAGUUUACUUGCAUGCAGUUCCGUCAGUUAUGUCAGGAUAAGAACAGAGACGGGUGCAUCAUGGCAUUGGCUGUUGUGAGAAAUGAGUUCUAUGAUCUGCGCAAUAAAUUCCAGACUAUGCUUCAGCUUGAGCAGCAAAUCCAGGCUCAACAAUAAAUCGAAGCAGAAAGCGUAGCUGCAUGUGGCCUCACAUGAUAAGUGUAUCUUUAAAGAUGUAGACCAUGUUCUCUGUGUUCCUACAAUUGUGACAAAAUCAUCGUCGUUGAGGUCGGCUCACAUGCAUGUAACUGUUAGCUAUAACAAUUAUUGUCUAACGUUGUCCUUGUUACUCCACCCGUUUGUGUUGGAUUGCCAUCGACCAUCAUAUGAAAACUUUUUUUUUCC